Molecule: messenger RNA, 1095 nt
Organism: Talaromyces marneffei
Lineage: Eukaryota; Fungi; Ascomycota; Eurotiomycetes; Eurotiales; Trichocomaceae
Exons: 2
Coding region: 1-1095 (364 amino acids)
Biological process (GO): regulation of transcription by RNA polymerase II
Molecular function (GO): zinc ion binding; DNA-binding transcription activator activity, RNA polymerase II-specific
Source: RefSeq, a predicted model, not a curated record
AUGCCAUCCAGGCGCCAACAUCCAAAAUCUCGCCAUGGGUGCCUGACAUGCAAAUCUAGGAAAGUCAAGUGCGACUUUCAGAGGCCAAUCUGCAGCCAUUGUCAACGGAGAAAAGAACGAUGCGAAUACGCAGAGGCCGCACCAGAACAAUCCCAUAAUCGGCUUCACCGUCGAAAUGCUAUGCACUCCUACAACAGUCGUUUUCGAAUCCCUUUGAUAACCGGUCUGCUGAAUAUCGAAGAUAUACUGCUGCAUCAUUUCUCGUCUACCGUCAGCCUCACAUUAUCGGAUCGGGAGGAUUUCCAUACAGUGUGGUCAAUUCAUGUUCCCCAAGACGCGUAUAAAUAUCCACAUUUGAUGCACAGUAUGCUCGCUACAUCGGCUCUUCAUUUGUCCCAGACAACGACACCCAAAGAGUCCGCCGAUAUCAGCUUCUACGCGGCGCUGGCGACGCAUCAUCACGUUAUGGCGUUGUCCCUUCUUACCCCACACGUCACCAGUGUUACAAUGGAAAACUUUGAUAGCUUAUAUGCAACGUCUAUGCUCAUAUUUCUAUUCAAUGUUGGGCUGAUGGCCUCCUCGGACUCAUCUCGUCUCUCACAUGACAUUGUGCCAUUGUCAGAGUUGGCCAAAGGCAUUCUGGCUGUAAGGAGAGCUGGGGAGGAACGAUGUGAAAUCAAGAGGUCCUAUAUGCUGCGCGAUUUUUGCCCAUGGGAUUAUCCGCCCCCGCUCCCUGAUGGUCUGCAUCGAACAAUCCAAAAGAUAGAGAGAUUGGUUGCUUCUCUCCCUGAGACUGAAGAUAGAAUAGAGGCCAAGACCGAAUAUCAGGAGGCGAUUAAACUUCUCCGCGCGACUUUCAACGCUGUAAAUCUGAAUCGCCAACAUCCCGCGAUGGUCUUCAUGUGGUUUACUCUUGUUGACCGCCACUAUAUCGAGCUUGUGCAAUCUAAGGAUUCUAUUUCUCUCAUGAUAUUGGCGCAUUAUGGCAUUUGUAUGCUGCAAUACAAAGACAAAUGGUGGGCAGCAAAGUGCGGUGCAUAUAUUGUCACUGCGGUUCAUCAAAUCCUCGAUAAUUGCGAGGGAGCAGAUAGCUGA